GAUUCCCAACGAAGAAGAACCGUAUCCGGUGACGGCUGAAGUACUGCAGCAGACCAGCAACGUAAACGCUCAACUCAUUUCUGUACUUAGUGAAUUAAACUAUCCAAGGCCAAAUGGAUAUAACUGAACAGAUCGCGCAGUUAGAGGCAGAUUUUGUGGAGCUGGGGUCACUCUUGGAGAAGUCAGAAAGAAAAAGAGUGCAGGAGGUGCUAAAGCGGGAGCAGAAGACGGUGGAAAAGGAGCUCGCAGUUAAACGACAACAAAAAGAGAAACAAGCCAGGAGAGAGGCCGACCCAUCUGCUGCCUCUAAAGCAGCAUACACAGUCAAGAUCAACAACUACGCCUGGGACCAGUCGGAGAAAUUCAUCAAAAUAUACCUUACAUUGAAAGAUGUGCAUACAAUUGCAUCAGAAAAUGUUGAGGUCAACUUUACAGAAAGGUCUUUUUCUGUGUUGGUGAAGGAUCUUGAUGGGAAAAACCAUCAGAUGACAAUCCUCAACCUGUUAUAUCCAAUCAAUGAAAAGGAGAGUUAUAAAAAGAUAAAAACAGACAUGGUCCUGAUCAUGUGCAAGAAGCAGACAACGAAGAAGUGGGACUGUCUAACAACGGUGGAAAAGCAGUUAAAAGACAAAGAUAAACCCAGCGUUGAGGAGAAUGCCGACCCCAGCGAUGGUCUGAUGACCAUGUUAAAGAAGAUUUACUCUGAUGGAGAUGACGAGAUGAAGAGAACCAUCAACAAAGCCUGGUCAGAGUCUCAGGAGAAGAAAAUUCGAGGAGAGGACAUGAUGGACCUCUAGACUCCACUUGCUGCGUGUCCUCAGCCUCAACAAGUGAGAGCUGACAGGGAUGCAUUUCACCCGACUUUCAUAUUAAAUGUUACAAGUCCAAUAUGUAAAUCAUAUUCUCACAAAAUCUUGAAUUUCAGUGUACAGCUCAUGAUACAUAGUGGGGAUUAAUAUCUAUCUACCGGGAAGGUUUAAUUCUGGCCCUGCUUUUACAAAUAAAUAAUGCAUAAAGCGAUAAAUACUAUUGAACGCCUGUACAAACAUAAGGACAGUGUCCACCUGAUGACAAAAACAGAAGUGCAGCAUUUAUCUUUGUUGAGUAAUGUCACAUGACUGUGUUAAAAGACCAAAAUGCAGUUGUUUCUCUUGAGUUUAGGUCUGUUAGGAAGUCCUUGUUAAAAACAGGCCGCUGUUGAAUAAAUACAUCAGACGUGUUCUGUAAAGUCACAUCUUCGUUUUGUCCUGUUGCAGCUGAACUGAGCUGAAGAUGUGUACAUUUGCCAACGUCAUGAAGUAAGACAACCAGACUCCUUUUGCUCUCUUCGUAGUAGUUUGACAUUCCACAAACGGCUCUAGUUACAGCUGCAAAGAGAGUCCUGCUCAUGUCUCAGUCCAGUGUCUAAACGGACAUUACUACGUAGCUCUGUAUGUAUUUACUCAUUCCUGUUCUAUAGUGAAAUGCUGUAAAACACUUUGCAUUUUCUUUGUAUUGACAUCUGACCACUAUAUUUCCAGUAGCACUGUUCCAAUUGCCUCUUUCCCUCCAGCAUUGGUGAAUUUCUAUAAUGUGUGUUUCAAUUCUGCCGAUUAUUUUUACCUCUGCUUCUGUUUUACAUGUAUUGUUGCCCGCUCUCAGGUUGUUCAUGAAGUUCUCCCAAAUAUAAAUCUUGAUUUGAGUCUG
Messenger RNA from Gasterosteus aculeatus aculeatus (three-spined stickleback), 1686 nucleotides. It is a transcript of the gene cacybp, whose product is annotated as calcyclin binding protein. Gene Ontology annotation, cellular component: nucleus. Lineage: Eukaryota; Metazoa; Chordata; Actinopteri; Perciformes; Gasterosteidae. Gene Ontology annotation, biological process: heart development. The record is from RefSeq and is a predicted model, not a curated record. Gene Ontology annotation, molecular function: ubiquitin protein ligase binding; S100 protein binding; tubulin binding.